Molecule: messenger RNA, 7134 nt
Organism: Centropristis striata (black sea bass)
Lineage: Eukaryota; Metazoa; Chordata; Actinopteri; Perciformes; Serranidae
Gene: mcm3ap
Product: minichromosome maintenance complex component 3 associated protein
Exons: 28
Coding region: 443-6691 (2082 amino acids)
Biological process (GO): mRNA export from nucleus
Cellular component (GO): nucleus; cytoplasm; transcription export complex 2
Molecular function (GO): RNA binding
Source: RefSeq, a predicted model, not a curated record
UUUAGCGUUGAGCGGGGACCUAAAAAACUGUCGGACCGGAACCGGAUAUUGGAAAAUGCGUUCGAACUAAACUAAAAACAACAACGCAAACUCUGUGGAAGUCGAGGUGAGCGGUUUCUCGAAUCAAACGUGAAUAUUUUGCAAAUUUUUUUUUUCGCAAGUAUGUCAUCGGGCACUUUUGUUGUGUCAGCAUAUCAACUUUAAGGGCUAUGGAACUGAGCUAGCUUCAACAGUGUUUGUGUUGUUAGCAUAUGCUAAUCGGCAGAGCCAUGCUUUUUAUUCGUUCCUGCCUUCACAGUUUACUGUUGACUUUUACGUGAUUGUGGUUUUACACUGAAGUACUGGAGAGACGGGAACAGUGUCACAGUUAUUACCGAUUGAAUGCCCUCGGUGAGAAGUUUUUUCUUUCAACAAAUAACUGACAUCCGCAAAUAUUUGCGCCAUGAAUCCAUCCAAUCCGUUUGGAAGUCCACAAGGUGGAGCUUUCCAAGCCCCAAGUAACACUGUGAAGACUGGAUUGUUCCCAUCAUUUGGACAGCAAAGUGCUACCAAUCAGCCCCAAAAUAUGGGGUUUUUCCAGCCACCAGCAUUUGGACAGACCACACCUCAAGGAAACACCAUCUUCGGACAGACCCCUGCCUUUGGACAGCCGUCUACACAGCCUUCGACAAUAAACCCAGCUCCAGCAUUUGGACAGCAGUCAUUAGGAAUCGGCGGCUCAGGCUUUGGUAGUAGUACCGCACCAGCUUUUGGACAGACUAGUGGACAGAAUCAGAGUUCAGUCUUUGGUCAAACACCUUCAUUUGGACAGCAGUCUGCAUUUGGGCAGGCUCCAGGAUUUGGCCAGCAGGGAUUUACCAAACAGCCACCAGGGUUUGGUCAACAGUCUUCUGGGUUUGGAAACACGCAGAUGGCUACUGGCUCUACCUCUGCCAUAGGGCAACCUCAGCCACUGGGUUAUAGUCCAUCUGUGUUUGGACAGCCGUCUUCUACCAGCGUCACCACCAGUGUAUUUGGCACAGGUCCGAGUGUGACCCAGAGCGGAGGAGUCUUCGGAUCAACAAAGUUCAAGCCAGCCAAUGAGGCAGUGUUUAAACCCAUCUUCAGCGCCAGCCCAGAGCCCGCAACUACUUCAAUGUCCAGCUCACCUUUUGGCAGCAGUGGGUUCCAGACCAGCUCCAGCACCACCACCACUGGCUUCUCUCUGUCAACCGGGGCUAAGUCUGGACAGCUGGGCUUCAGCUUCUCACAGCCAGCUGCAGCUCCCUCCAUCUCUGCUCAGACCAAUCCACCAACAACUGGCAGCAGCAUCGCUCCUGCCAACACACUGCAGUUCACCUUUUCCCAGCCGGCCGCCCCCUCCAGCUCCAGCACAAAGCCAUCUACCACUGAGCCCACCACUCCAUCGUCUUUCAGCUUUUCAGCCAAAACCCUCCAGCCCCAGGUAGCACCUCUUUUUGGAGGAACCAGUUUUGGUCAGCCCUCACCUUUUGGUGACACCAAAGCUAAAGCAGAGACUAGUACAGAGGAGAAAGGGAGCACCCGUGACUCCUUGGGAGAAACAAAUGUAUUUGCACGACUUGGCAAAGGCACCAAGCGCAAAGAAGAUCCAGCAGCCCCCAGCACGGGCCCAGAGAAGCUUGCAGCGGGAGAGGAGGAUCUUCCAGCAGAAACAGAUUCACCAAGACAUCCUUCAAAGAGGCCACUGAUGAGGUCCCGCGGCCCUCUAGGAGGCUUAUUUGGCAGGGCAAUGAGUGAUCUGCGUCGAGAUGGCCCGAACACAGCGAAGAGAGAGGGUGCAAAGGAAGAGCGCCAGGGGGAAGAGGUCCAAGCUCAGGGUGAUGACCUACCCGCUGAACCACCCACAGCACAGGCACUGAGCAGGGAAGUGCAGGAAAAAGCUGAAGAGUCAGGCCCAGCACAACCCCCUGACUCAAACCUCGGCCUCUCGACCCCUGUUAGACGCGGCGUACGCACGGAGAGCACAGACAGUCUGGGCGGCGCGUCGCCCACCGACUGCACCGCCAUCCAGUGCAGGAACGUUCCUCCCGCCCUCAACAGGAAGGACGUCAUGGAGAAGCACUUUGGUCGUUUCGGCAAAGUCCGCAGGGUCAUCUGUCGGCCCACCAAGGGCCUGGUCAUUGUACACUUUGAUGAUCAUGCAUCAGCAGCAAAGGCAAAGAAGAAAGGCAAACAACUGCAUAGACACGAACUCCUUCUCUUGUGGCAGAGAAAGAAGCAGAGUCCAGGGGAAAAGGGGAGCAGACCUGCAUCAGGAAGGGAAGAAGGAAUGCAUGAAAGUCAGGAGGAAGCAGAGACCAAAGCUGCUUCCUCCCCACUCAGAAGAGCUGCAGUCCGAAUUCCUGCAGGCGGCAGCAGUUCUCCGGCGAAGAAGUCCUCAUUAAUCAAGUCUCUGCAGUUUGACUCUGAACCCCAGAAGGAGAGCAGCACAGAGUCCCAGAGCUCGGAGCGCCCGGUCCCCUCCUCCCUCCUCCCCCUCAUCGGCCAGCUGGCUGAGACCUCCGAGGACAAGUACCGCCUCCUGGAGCAGAGAGACAAGAUCCUGCGUCAAGGUCGGCCCAAGAGGACGGACCUGGACCUGUCAAAGGUGUUUGUGGGAACGUGUCCUGACAUGUGUCCAGAGAAGGAGAGGUACAUGAGGGAAACACGGAAUCAGCUGAACAUAUUCGAGGUCUACCCAGAUACAGAGAUGGUGGAUCACGCGGCAGCCAUUAAAGAGUACAGUCGCUCGUCAGCCGACCAGGAGGAGCCCCUGCCCCACGACUUGCGCCCCCUGCCGGUGCUCAGCAUGACCAUGGACUAUCUGGUGACUCAGAUCAUGGACCAGGGCCACGACAACUACCGGGACUGGUACGACUUUGUCUGGAACAGGACCCGCGGCAUCCGCAAGGACAUCAUCCAGCAGCACCUGUGCUGCCCACACACGGCGGCUCUGAUCGGGAAGUGCACGCGCUUCCACGUGCACUGCGCUCACCACCUCUGCGAGGAGUCCAUGUCCACUUUUGAUGCCAAGAUUAACAACGAGAACAUGACAAAGUGCCUCCAGAGUCUCAAAGAGAUGUACCAGGACCUGGCCAUGCGCCAAGUCUACUGCCCCCUAGAGGCGGAGUUCCGCCAGUACAACGUGCUGGUUAAACUCAACGACGGCGACAUCCUACGUGAAGUGCAGCAGUUCCGUGACGAGGUGCGCAAUUCCCCCGAGGUGAAGUUUGCCGUGCAGGUGUUCACUGCAGUCAACAGCAACAACUUUGUGCGCUUCUUCAAGCUGGUGAAAGGAGCCUCGUACCUCGCCAGCUGCCUCCUGCACAGAUACUUCAAUCAGGUCAGAGCUAAGGCCUUGAAGACCUUGAACAUGGCCCACACUGUCGGUCCACGAUCCACUGCGUUUCCACUUGAGGACAUAGAGCGAAUGUUAAUGUUCCGCAACACUGAAGAGGCAACUGACUUCAUCCAGCAGUACGGCCUCAAUGUCAAUGAUGGUGUGGUAGAGCUGAGUCGGGUAGCCUAUCAGGAGCCAGAGCUGCCUCUGUCCCAGAAGAAGUCUGAGGUCAUCCUCGCCAAGAAGACGGUGUUGAUUGGAGAGGUGGUGAACGGAGGGCCCCUCCCCGGCCCCCCCCAGCACACCCCCGUCUGCAGCUUCGACUCCAACAACAAGUACCGUGGAGAAGGUCCGCUGGCUCAGCCCGCUCCGGGCUUCUUUAAAGCCAAGGUGGAGGUUAAGGCACCACCCAGCACGGAGGUGCUGCCUCAGGUGGUUCCAGACAUGCCCACUGCGUUUGGGUUGCCUGCAGCUGUUCCAGAUGAGACGGGAGAGACCAGUGAACCGUUCCAGAGCUCGGCCGUCCCAGCAGACACCCAGCAGCUGUUCCAGUCCAUCCCUCAACCUCAGCCUGUCAAACCACCAUCACCUCCACCCAAACCGCAGCCGAUGUACAGCAAUGAGGACAUUAUGGCUGAACUGGACUCUGUGAUUGAAGAGGUGGUUGAAGCAGCGGUGAGGGAGGUAGCUGAUGUCGGUGCCAACUACGCUGCAACUGCUCUUUUGGAGAGUGCUGUGCAGGUGGAGUCUCUUGUCAGUGAGGUGUUGGGACAGAUGCUGCAGGAGGUUUCCUCCUCUGAGAUCAAGCUGGAACAGGAGCGUGUCACUGAAGAGAAACGCAAGCUUGAAGAAGCCAGGAGGAGGCAGGAGCACGAGGCCUUCCUGGUUCAAUUCAGCUUCUCUCUCUGCAAAGAGCUUAUUUACGAAGUUAUAGAUGAGACCGUCAAGGAGACAGCCACCUCUGAGAUCAAGGAGGCAGUGAAUGAGAAGGCAAACCGUGUAGCUAAAUGCACAGAGCAGGUCUGUAGCAGUUUAAUUGAAGAGACUCUGAAUGCAGACAUCGCUCUGUUGGUUGAAGGCAUCCUUGAUGUUGAGCUGCAACGCAUCCACAAGUACAUCAAAAGGUGGCGUGACGUGGUAGCAGUGCGUCGGCAGCUGAAGAGACAGAUGAGAGGUUUCCCUGCAGCUCCCUGCUGUGUGGACCCUCGAUUUAAACUGAAGGCUCUGGUUCCCAGCGCCCCUGCACAGCCCUCCAUGGCAGAUCUGGCCCGUGGUCUGGUCAAUCUGGGAAACGCCGGCACCCUGGCCCUCUCCAGCACCAGGUUGCUGAAAGUGAGACAAGAAGUGAUCCACCAGAUGAGAGUCCACUACUACUAUCAGCAGCUGCUUGAUGAGACAGUGUGGGCGCCACUCGACCUUCCAGCACUGGCGACUGAAAAUAUCCCCAACCCGCCUGAACGGAUCUUCUGGAAAGCUGUUCUCCUCCUACCCAGUGACCAUGAGAGUGUAGCCAGCCUGGCAGACAGGAUCUUGUCAGACUGGCUGGAGGUGAAGCUUGGUGGCAGCACGGAGUCAGAGGUGAGGGAGAAGCAGCAAGAUGGCACACUGCAAACCCUCUGUGUCAUCAACACACUUCAGGAUAAAGGACAAGACACUCACAAAGUCCAUAUCAGCAUCAAGGCGUCCCGAGGCCCUCUAACUGAAGACGGCUUGUCCAAAACGGAGGAGUGCUGUGAGCUCCAGGGAACGGCUGCGCUGAUCAUGCUGCUCCCCGCCAUGCCCCUCCUGGAGCCUGAGCAGGAUGAGCAGGACGUUCCCCUGCUGUCAGCUCUUCUUCAGCUCAAACAGUUACAGCAAGCCAGCGCCUGGCACUGCCCACUGCCUCUAGUCAUCUUGGUGCCAGGGCCUGAUUGUGGCACUAGUGACACACACAAACUGGAAGAAGCCCUGAUGCUGCACACAAUGGUCCAGGAAGGCCUGAUAUCAGAGUACACAUUCCUCUUCAUACCAGAGACCACAAGUGACCUGCAGGGAUCCAAACAGCUGAGCCAGGCUACACGCUGGCUGCUGGCCCGUGCUCCUCCACCCUUCCCCCUCUCCUGUCAGACCCUGGUGCAGCUGGUAGAGGCCAGUCUGAGUCGAGAGUUCAGUCCCAGAGUUCACGGCCACCGCCAGGACCGAGCCGCCGCAGGUCUCCCUCCACAGGACCCCGCGCCCGUCGUCCAGCUGUACAACGCCGUGCUGGCUCACAUCGCUGACAGAGUGUCGUCCCAGGAUCUCAGCAGACUGUCAUGGCCGCCUGGCGAGUUCUGCCUGCCUGAUACGCGUGACUUUGUCCCUCAUCAGGGCUGGAACUCUGCUCAGCACCUGGCCUGGCUUCGUGAAGCCAUCCUCAGCCUGCAGCUGCCUCAGUGGGAGCAGCUCCCGACCACAGACUCGUGGUCUGAGCUCUGCUCCUCCAUCUUUCGCUACGCUGCUCAGAUCCCAGUCUCACGCCGCAGUCAGCCUCUCCUCAUGUCACGGCUGGAGAACCUACUAGAGAGGGUCAGGCUCACAGGACACCAUGCCCGAACCCCAGGAUCCAAGGUAACCAGGAACAGGCUGGACGUCGGAGACCAGGAUGUGUCUCCAGACGGUCGUAUUCCCUGGGACGACAUGCUGGUGAUAUGCAUUGACCACAAGCUGAAAGACUGGCAGAUCCCUGGACCACCUGUCUGUGAAGACGCUGUGACGGACGAUGGGGAGAUCCUGGUUUACCUUCACACAGAGUCACUGAAGGGUUUCCAGCCACCGGAGGUAUGGACCCAGGCUGUCAGACAAACCCACAGUGAGAAGCAGCAGGAGAGGGAAGGGGCAGGUGCAGCUGCUUCUGCUACUUCCAGCAGUCUGUCCAUCAGACAGAGGUUGUUCCACAGUCUGGUGGAGCCUCUUGAGGCCCCGACAGCCCCGCUGGACAUCACACACACUCCCACAGCACAGGAACUACUGGCCCACACAGUCCUCAGGGGCUUAGAGGAGGAGAAGGCUGAGAGCAAAAGGAGCAUGGAGCAGCUGCAGCGUUGGCUGGAUGGUGACCCCUUGGACCACCUGUCCACACCCCUUUUCCUUCCAUCCUCCACUCUGUUGUCGAUGCCCACAACCAUAAUGCAUGCACCCACAGCCAAGACGAGAGACUGCGCUCUCACACAGGAGCCUGAUGAUCUUUUGGACAGAGCAGACCGGCCUAAAUCCAAGCCUCUAUCUAUGGCUUUGCGGAUAAAGGAACUUGAGCAACAGAUUUUGGCGAGCCACGAGGAAGAACUGGCUUGCAGACUGAAGCUGAGUGGUCUGCUGAGCAUUGUUGAUGACUGACUAUCAAAGGAAAUAAAUAACAAUGCAGAUAUGGAAAUGCUGGACAAAAACACUUCCACCUGCAGUGAGAGACUACUUUGGGAAUUUCUCAUAUUUUAGUCUGUUGAAGUCAUUGAUUUCAACAGUGUGUUUUUAUUUUAUUGUUUGUAUUUAGGUCUAAGAGGUUUCAUUUUGUACUGUAUAUUUUGCAUGUGUAACUUGAAAGUGUGUAUGCCUGUGUGUGUGUGUGUGAAAGUGUAUUUGUGUGCUUCUUGUGAGGACAAGUCUGUCAAAUGAUCCUUUUCCUGUCUGUCUUUAAUAUGCUUAUAAUUACUUUGUGUUUGUAAACCCAGCUACAACCCAUACAAUGGCUUCAUUUUGAGCCAUUUAUUUUUUAUUGUUGGGUUAUUAAAUCAUCUAGCUCACAGCUAAAUACUUAAUAAAAGCGUUAUUUUUCAAUUAAA